Messenger RNA from Otolemur garnettii (small-eared galago), 1795 nucleotides. It is a transcript of the gene LPCAT4, whose product is annotated as lysophosphatidylcholine acyltransferase 4. The record is from RefSeq and is a predicted model, not a curated record. Gene Ontology annotation, cellular component: endoplasmic reticulum. Gene Ontology annotation, biological process: phosphatidylcholine acyl-chain remodeling. Gene Ontology annotation, molecular function: 1-acylglycerophosphocholine O-acyltransferase activity. NCBI's taxonomy places the organism in Eukaryota, Metazoa, Chordata, Mammalia, Primates, Galagidae. Bases 71 to 1633 code for a protein of 520 amino acids. The transcript has 14 exons.
GCUGCAGCGGCUCUGCGGAUCGGGGGCCGGGGCCGGGGCCCGGGCGCCCACCCUCCCAGCUUCUCCCGCCAUGAGCCAGGGGAGUCCGGGGGACUGGGCCCCCCUCGACCCCACCCCCGGUCCCCCAGCACCCCCGAACCCUUUCGUGCAUGAGUUACAUCUCUCCCGCCUCCAGAGGGUUAAGUUCUGCCUCCUAGGGGCAUUGCUGGCCCCCAUCCGAGUGCUUUUGGCCUUUAUCGUCCUCUUUCUCCUCUGGCCCUUUGCCUGGCUGCAAGUGGCUGGUCUUACUGAGGAGCAGCUUCAGGAGCCAAUUACAGGAUGGAGGAAGACUGUGUGCCACAAUGGGGUGCUGGGCCUGAGCCGCCUGCUCUUUUUCCUGCUGGGCUUCCUCCGGAUUCGCGUUCGCGGCCAGCGGGCCUCUCGCCUUCAAGCCCCUGUCCUUGUUGCUGCCCCCCACUCCACUUUCUUUGACCCCAUUGUUCUGCUGCCCUGUGACCUGCCCAAGGUUGUGUCUCGAGCUGAGAACCUUUCUGUGCCUGUCAUUGGAGCUCUUCUUCGAUUCAACCAAGCCAUCCUAGUAUCCCGGCAUGACCCAGCGUCUCGGCGCAGAGUGGUGGAGGAGGUCCGAAGGCGGGCCACCUCAAGAGGCAAGUGGCCCCAGGUACUGUUCUUUCCUGAGGGCACCUGUUCCAACAAGAAGGCUUUGCUUAAGUUCAAACCAGGAGCCUUCAUCGCAGGGGUGCCUGUGCAGCCUGUCCUCAUCCGCUACCCCAACAGUCUGGACACCACUAGCUGGGCGUGGAGGGGCCCUGGAGUACUCAAAGUCCUCUGGCUCACAGCUUCUCAGCCCUGCAGCGUUGUGGAUGUGGAGUUCCUCCCUGUGUAUCACCCCAGCACUGAGGAGAGCAGGGACCCCACCCUCUAUGCUAACAAUGUCCAGAGAGUCAUGGCACAGGCCCUGGGCAUUCCAGCCACUGAAUGUGAAUUUGUAGGGAGUUUGCCUGUGAUUGUGGUGGGCCGGCUGAAGGUGGCAUUGGAGCCACAGCUCUGGGAACUGGGAAAGGUGCUUCGUAAGGCUGGGCUAUCCCCUGGCUGUGUGGACGCUGGGGCUGAGCCAGGCCGGAGUCGAAUGAUCAGCCAGGAAGAGUUUGCCAGGCAGCUACAGCUCUCUGAUCCUCAAACAGUGGCUGGUGCCUUUAGCUACUUCCAGCAGGAUGCCGAGGGUAUGGUGGACUUCCGAGAUGUAGCCCUUGCACUAGCAGCUCUGGAUGGGGGCAGGAGCCUCAAGGAGCUGACUCGCCUGGCCUUUGAGCUGUUUGCUGAAGAGCACACAGAGGGGCCCGGCCGCCUGCUGUACAAAGACGGCUUCAGCACCAUCCUGCACCUGCUGCUGGGUUCUCCCCACCCGGCUGCCACCACUUUGCAUGCUGAGCUAUGCCAGGCCGGACCCAGCCAAGGCCUCUCCCUCUGUCAGUUCCAGAACUUCUCCCUCCAUGACCCACUCUAUGGGAAGCUCUUCAGCACCUACCUGCGCCCCCCACACACCUCCCAGAUACCAAAUGCCUCAUCCCAAGGCAGCCCCACUUCCCUGGCCAACGGGACUGGGCAAGCGCCCAAGCAGAAGGGCGACUGAGCACCUCCACCCCAUCUCUGCUCCUGUUUGACUUUUGUUAUCAUUAUCUGUUUUGUUAAGUUGAUUUUAAUUUUUUGUUUGGUUGUGUUUUUUGUAAGAAACUAUUUUAUAUAUAAAUAUAAAUCUAUAUCUAUAUCUAUUAAAAAAAAUGAAGCUCAGUCA